AUUACAUUCACCUUGGUCCUUUACAAAUUUCUGAGCUCUUUCUACGUUUUCAAUCUCUCAAAUGGCAGAUAAUUCUCAAAAGGUGGCUUACCAUGCCGGAGAAGCCAAGGGCGAAGCUCAGGAGAAAGCGAGCAAUCUAAUGGACAAGGCAAGCAAUGCAGUCCAAUCAGCCAAGGAAUCAAUACAAGAGGUUGGACAACAGAUGAAAGCCAAGACACAGGGUGCAGCUGAUGCUGUCAAGGAUGCUACUGGCAUGAAUAAAUGAAAUCGUCCGUGUUUCAACGAAUGUUGUUUUGCAAGAGAAAUAAUAAUUUUUCUAUAAUGUGGUUUCAUUUUGAGUUUUGAGUUUCGUUUGCUUUAUUCAAGGUAAUUUGUCACAGUGACAUAUUAUGUGAAUAAAUUAAAGAGAGUUUCUUGUUAGAGUUUUCGAGCAAUAAAUUUAUAUGAAUUCCUUCUAGUGUUGCGUA
Messenger RNA from Momordica charantia (bitter melon), 467 nucleotides. RefSeq lists its product as uncharacterized. The record is from RefSeq and is a predicted model, not a curated record. Lineage: Eukaryota; Viridiplantae; Streptophyta; Magnoliopsida; Cucurbitales; Cucurbitaceae.